This is a messenger RNA of Epinephelus lanceolatus (giant grouper), 4051 nucleotides long. RefSeq names its product dual specificity phosphatase 14 (gene dusp14). The record is from RefSeq and is a predicted model, not a curated record. Gene Ontology annotation, cellular component: cytoplasm. NCBI's taxonomy places the organism in Eukaryota, Metazoa, Chordata, Actinopteri, Perciformes, Serranidae. Gene Ontology annotation, biological process: protein dephosphorylation. Gene Ontology annotation, molecular function: MAP kinase tyrosine/serine/threonine phosphatase activity.
CCUGUGCACGCCGCUCCAGUCAGCGUAGAAGCAGGCGGAUGCACUGAUGGCUCGUAUUUCUCUUGACUUUCACAUUAUGUCGUUGUGUGUCGCGGUUGGUCUCCCUCCACCUGGCCCCUCGCCAUCCCUCCGGACGUCUGUGAGAGCGGACUGACUGAAGGUAAAUGUCCGGAGUGAGAGAGCAGCCCGCCGGAUUGCUGCAGACGAUGAAGGCGCUUUGAAAAACCUCCAUCGCUGCCCGACUGAGAGUCGACUGGAGCUGUCUGGCUGGCUGCACUACUAUGACUCUGAGCUCCUGAAGAUUUGCUUUAAAAAACGAAAUUGCCAUCCUUCCUGAAGCCCACUUAAUUCCUCGAUGGGUUCCCGCAGCCAAGGGUUCUUCCACCAUCACCACAACCAUCAUCGUAGCUCCAUGGUGCCCACUGUUGUGCCCAGGCUGCUGCCUGAGAAUGGCAGCCUGCUGGGGGGCAUCGCGCAAAUUACCCCCAACCUCUUCCUCAGCAGAGGGAAUGUGGCAUCCAACCGCAGCCUGCUGCUGUCCAAAGGCAUCACCUGUGUGGUCAAUGCCACUAUCGAGCUCCCCAACUUCAACUGGCCACACAUGGAGUAUGUAAAAGUCCCUCUGGCCGAUAUGCCCCACUCCCCCAUCUCCUUGUACUUCGACAGUGUGGCUGAUAAGAUCCACAGCGUGGGACGAAAGCGAGGGGCUGUGCUGGUGCACUGUGCAGCAGGCGUGAGCCGCUCAGCUUCUCUCUGCCUGGCGUACCUCAUGAAGUAUCAUCGUGUGUCUCUGGCUGAGGCCCACGCCUGGGUAAAAGCCCGCCGCCCUGUCAUCAGGCCCAACGGUGGUUUCUGGCGCCAACUCAUCGAGUACGAGAGAAAGCUGUUUGGUAGAAACUCUGUUAAGAUGGUUCAGACUCCCUACGGGGUCAUACCUGAUGUUUAUGAGAGGGACCGCAGGAGCCUGGCUCCGUACUGGGGCCUGUAAAAUUCGCAGCGAGGAGAUUGAGGAGGAAGUGAGGAUGAGCCCUUUUGCCCCCCUGGACUGCAGCUUCAUGCGUGUUCAGGACCGGCGAAGUGAGACGCGUGUGAGUGUACAUCUGUGUGAGGCUUAUUUAAUGAAUACUGGUGCGUUUGGACAGAGGGAGCCUUAACCAAACACUGGUUGUUGAUGCUGUUCGUCCAACCAGUUGCCUCCAUUUAGUCUUUGAGCGGGAGCAAGGCGACUUCAAGCCCAGAAUCCUUUUGGACCAAAGGAUCGAUUGGGACCACGAUGAUGUCAGACACCAAAACAAGAUGAAGUGAUCAGAGCGUGGAUGUUGGUGCCAUCUAUCUCCCAGUCUAUCUUUCCAGUUCCAGUGGAAGAUGGUGAAGAUGUUGGCUGUGCUCGAGACUCUGGAGCUCUGACAGCGAUGUGACUGAAGUCCUUUCCUGACGUGAUGAUGUCAUGUGGUGGUAUUGUGCCAGUUUUGCAGUAAUUUUUGGUGUGAAGGGCAGCAGCAUGCUCUCAAUUUAUGGUAGCAUUUAAGAUAAGUGUACAGAAAAAAAAAAUAUAUAUAGGCAAAUUAUUUUAUUGGGAUGUGCUGGUAGUGAGGAGAAAAAAUGGCACACUUUAACUGAACAUUUAAAGAUGUUAUUAUAUCUACCUUUUUUAAGGUGAAAAUCUAGAAGAUGCAAGCUAAAAGUCAAGGUUUAGGGAAAGCUCCUGUGUACCACAGGGUUGUUUGUUCCAUCCUGUGACCACACUAUGUUAUUGUAGUGCUAUUUGAUGCUGUAUUUGAAGAAAAAAAAAAGCUGCAGCUUCAAGGGAACUGGUAGCUCUAUGAUAGAUGCUUGAAAGAGUAUUUUCUAUCCCACUGUUUUGCCUUGUGUCCAUAGGUUGGAGGGAGAUCAGAGCAGUACAAAAAAGACAUUUUAUUUCUUUAUGUAAACCAACUUAAAAGAGCGAUAUCACACUGGCUGAAGAUUCUUCUGAUGUCGUCUGCUGGUUGAAAUUUUACCUUGCUGCACUUGCUGUCCACACUCCACAAGUGAUGUUGAGUAGAGUUGGGUUGAUUUCCGGUUUAUCCAGUCUAGUGUACGAACUUAAACCGGUUUGAUUUUAUGCAAAGUGGCUGAACCGCCAUGUGACAUUAUGACAUACUAUGGCAAAUUAAAAAGUAGCCUACAUCAUCCACCUGUGCUGAUGGCAUCAUGGCACUAAGUCCAACUUGUAUUGCACUGGUAAUAAGCAAUGUGACAACAGGAUCAACAUAAUAUAUUUUUAAAUGGACUAAAGGAGCCACUACAGUAGUGUCUGACAGGCCGUGAACAAUUUACUGCAGAACCUAGCACUGGUAAUGUGGAGAUCAAAUUUCAGCAGAGGUGGGAGAGGGGGGUGCAUGUUGUGUUUGUUUUCUAGAAACGUCAUGUGUUUUUGGGGUGAUACGAUGAGACAUAGCAGAGUCUUUCAAGAAAACUGCAUCAGUAUGGCAACAUUUCGGAUUUGAAGCAAGCAAAAGAGGUGUGUAACUGGCUGUGAGCCAUGUGGUGCGCCUUUUUGAGCAGAACUUGUGUUGUACACCCUGUUUCUAUUUAUUCCUGUAGCACACAUUGAAAACUCAGCGUAGAAGGAGAAUGACUGAUUGAUGAAGUUGAAAUGAGGAAUUAUCUAUAUGAUACCUCCUCAUUUCUCUACAUAAACUAAAAUAAUUUGGCAACUGGUUGGAGUGAGAUCGCCAGGGGGCUGAAAGUUUCUGCUAAGGUAUAUGUUAUAACUAAAGUGCAUAUUUAAUAGAUUUAGUGUGGACAGAGAGCUCCAAUGUUACACAAUACAACAUGAUAGUCAGAAGUAUGUUAGCUGUUAGUGAACGGUGUCAUUAUGUUCCAUUCCAGAGCGGCUUUUGAGUGCAGUGCGACACCUAGUGGUAAAAUUCAGUAUACCAGUCUGGUCCAGUGUUUGGCUUAAUAUCAAACCGGUUUAAAAAACUUUACACCGGCCCAAUGCUGCUGUUCAGCUCUUAAGUCGUAGGGGUGAGAUUAAAAAAAGAUAGCACAGUAAAUACACACAACCAUCAAGUUUGCCACCAAUAUUACCCUAUAAAAACAAACAACAAAACAAACAUUCACUUACAUCUAGAAUAUGAUUUGAAGGCCCAGGAAUCUGCCACCAAUGUGCUUCAUUUACAAUGAUAUAUUAUUACACAUUUAUCUUUAUCAAGUUCCAGCAAUUUGGAUAUUACACUUGGCCCUGUUGCGAUUUAAAUUAUAUUUUAAUUUAUUGUGCAGCCCUACCACUAGAGAUCAAAACCUCCCGGGUUACUUAUAUAUACUUGAUUAUAUACUUGAUUCUUUAAAACAUUAGAAAAUGGUGAAAAAUGGCCAUCAAACAAAAACUGGCAGCAUCUGACAUUCAUCAAAACACCUGCACCCAUUGUUUUCAAUGUAAACCUGUACACCGCAAUGACGUGUUCAAAAGAUAUCAAGAGAAAAUGCAGCAAAUUCUCACAUUUUAGAAGAUUAACCUGAGAUAAAUGAUAAUUAAAACUGUGAACAAUUAUCAUUUCAUUUUCUUUCUAUCAGCUAAUCUGAACUAAUUGUUUCAGCAAUAGAUGUACCAGAUAGCUCAUGUUACAGACUGUGAUACCAUCAUUACCGUGAGCAGUGAAUGUAUCGUGUCAGUUUUGUAUUGUGACUCUCACCCCUACACUAUACUGUGGUAUAACAUCACUGUUGGGUAUGGGUCGUGUAACAGGCUGCACACAGCAGUGAUGUUGGAUGUGGUGUCGAGUGCAACACAGUUGACAUAUUCAACCCACAGAGAUCAGUGCAACAAUGUUUUUUCAACAAUGCCAUAAUAAAUUAAGUGUGAUAUUACAAUAAUAUUAAUAAAAAAGAAUAAAAGUUCAGGGGUUAAUGAUUGUUAGCAGGAAAAGAUGUUCUGUAAUCUGACUUCUAAUUAUUUCAUGCCCCAAGACAGUCAUAUUAAAAUAAUAAGAAAAAGAGCUCAUGUUGGUUUGUGUUUAAAUGUGUUUGAAUUUAAUAGAAGAAAAACAUCUCUUAUACGCACUGG